AUGGCGCUGGAUGGGUCAAGCGGCUAUGUUGCUGCCAGCAGCUUGGCUAAGCUUGCGGACACCGCCACACCUAUCUUCAAUGUCGAGAGGGUUCAACUGAAGUUCUCCAUUGGGGCGGACUUCGUUGCAGCGCAGGUCGCGAAUAAUGUUCUUAUUCUUGCUUUAGCCUCUGGAAGAAUUUUGCGGAUCGAUCUGGAUAAUGCAGAAGACAUUGAUGAUCCUUCAGCAUCGCAUCUUAUCAUUACGACUACGCUCGGUGAAAAUUAUUACCUCCACACUCAGUCGCAACAACCCAAAGCCCUUCCCCGGUUGAAGGGUGUAUCGAUCGAGAGCAUUGCGUGGAAUCCUUCUUUACCGACGGCUUCGACUAGAGAGAUAUUAGUUGGUGCGACAGAUGGGAAUGUGUAUGAAGUCUACAUCGAGCCUUUAUCGGAAUUCUACCGGCGUGACGAAAGGUAUGUCAAUUCCGUGUACAAAAUCCCUGGCUCGGCGGUCACAGGGAUUUGGGUGGGUUCAGUCCCAGGAAAGCAGGAUUACAGAAACAUAAUACUAUCAUCAACUGGGAAGAUAUUGUAUUUCAUGGGACGUGUGGGGAAACAUGGUAAAGAAGGCGGCAGCUCAAUAUAUGCGGACCUAUUUCAUAAGGAAAACCCUGUCGUUCAUGAGAUCUCAGUCUUAUCCCCGUCGGCGCCUUCACUACUUUCAAUCCAACCCGAUUCCCCAGAGGGUGAAUAUUGCGAUGAAUACGGCUAUGAAGAAACCACAGGAAAGCAGUUCGCAUGGCUCUCUUCUCAAGGGGUCUUGUACGGGACUGUGCCGACAUCUUCAUCACCCCCGGAACUAGGAAAUCGUGUUUUUGACAAGGCCAAAUUGUUGGCCAGAUCCGUUUUACCAGCAUCCGAGUCUGCCAGAGGAGGCCGAAAAUUGAUCCAGGACCCCAUUAAAGGGAUGACUUUGACACAGUGGCAUAUUUUGACCCUAGUCGAAGGUCGCAUUGUGGCAGUCAAUCGGCUCAGCGGGGAGAUUGUAUAUGAUCAGGUUGUUCUCGAGCCACGCGAGAGUGCUCUUGGCCUAGUGGCAGAUCAGAAGAAAAAUACAUAUUGGCUCUUCGCUGGCCAGGAAAUCUUUGAGAUUGCGGCCAAUGAUGAAGACAGGGAUGUAUGGAAAGUCUUUUUGAAAGAGCAGAAAUUCGAUGCUGCUCUGCGGUAUGCUCGUGGAUCGGCGCAGAAAGACGCUGUCGCAACAGCGUCUGGUGACUAUCUCGCGAGCAAGGGCCAGUAUCUUGAAGCUGCCUCGGUGUGGGGUAAGAGCAGCAAAAGUUUUGAGGAGGUCUGCCUCACAUUUAUGAAUGAAGGGAAAAACGAUGCUCUGAGAAAAUACCUUCUGACACUAAUGUCAACGUAUAAGAAAUCUGCAAUAAUGCAAAGGACGAUGAUUUCAAGUUGGCUUGUGGAAGUUUUCAUGUCCAAGCUCAACUCACUUGAAGACGCUAUUGCAACGAAAGCCGAGUUAGUCGAAGGGUCCAAUGCGGGGGAAUCUAAAGAUGCACUCAACGAUGUUCGUGUUGAAUUUCAGGACUUCGUUAAAAGAUAUAAAACCGACCUCGAUCCGAAAACUGUAUAUGAGAUUGUUGGUAGUCAUGGAAGAGAGGAGGAGCUGUUAUAUUUUGCGACCGUGACAAACGAUUACAAUUUUGUGCUCUCUUACUGGAUCCAACGAGAGAAAUGGACUGAGGCUCUGAAUGUGCUUAAGAAGCAGACGGACCCGGACGUUUUCUACAAAUAUAGCAGUGUCCUCAUGACGCAUGUUGCUACGGAUUUAGUUGAUAUAUUAAUGAGACAGAUCGUCCUAGACCCUCAGAAGCUCAUUCCUGCCCUUUUGAGUUACAACAAUACUACGAAUGUCCCACUCAGCCAAAACCAGGCCGUUCGAUAUCUGAACUUCAUAAUUGCAAACCAUCCGGACCCGUCAGCAGCAGUACACAACACGCUAAUUUCCAUACAUGCUGCCCACCCCUCUCCAUCGGAAACUGCGUUACUAACAUACCUCUCCUCUCAACCUUCAUCUCCACCACCAUAUGAUGCCGAUUUUGCUCUUCGCUUAUGCAUUCAGCAUAACCGUGUCCAGUCAUGCGUGCACAUCUAUACUACCAUGUGCCAAUAUCUGCAAGCUGUAGAGCUUGCUCUAAAGCACAAUGACAUUGAACUCGCCGCAUAUGUUGCCGAUCUGCCUGAGGGAAAUGACAAGCUUCGCAAGAAGCUCUGGCUCCUAGUAGCCGAGAAAAAAAUCCGCCAACCAGGUACCGGAAUCAAAGAUGCGAUUGAAUUUCUGCGCCGCUGCGAGCUUCUUCGUAUAGAAGACCUUAUCCCCUUCUUCCCUGAUUUUGUCGUCGUCGAUGAUUUCAAGGACGAGAUUUGUGCGGCGUUGGAAGACUACUCGCGACACAUCGAUUCAUUGCGGCAGGAAAUGGACAAUUCUGCACACACAGCAGAACAGAUACGAAACGAGAUUGCGGCCCUGGAUACCCGAUAUGCUAUUGUUGAACCUGGGGAAAAAUGUUGGAUAUGUUCCUUACCUGUGCUCAGUCGACAAUUUUUCGUCUUCCCAUGCCAACAUGCAUUCCACAGUGACUGCUUAGGGAAGAAAGUACUAGGUGCGGCUGGGUCCGGCAAGAGGAAACGUAUUCGUGAUCUGCAGAUCGAAAUGAGCAAGGAGACAAAUACUGGAGGAAUGAGGGAGAAGGUAAUACGCGAUUUGGAUGGGUUGAUCGCUGAAGCUUGCAUUCUCUGUGGUGAAUACGCGAUCAAGCAAAUCGACGAACCAUUCAUUAUACGUAAGUUUGUACCCAAGUCCUUCCCUUGA
Molecule: messenger RNA, 2862 nt
Organism: Histoplasma mississippiense
Lineage: Eukaryota; Fungi; Ascomycota; Eurotiomycetes; Onygenales; Ajellomycetaceae
Exons: 5
Coding region: 1-2862 (953 amino acids)
Biological process (GO): vesicle-mediated transport; intracellular protein transport; organelle fusion
Cellular component (GO): endosome; HOPS complex
Molecular function (GO): protein-macromolecule adaptor activity
Source: RefSeq, a predicted model, not a curated record